Messenger RNA from Ilyonectria robusta, 3044 nucleotides. RefSeq names its product armadillo-type protein. The transcript is spliced from 4 exons. Bases 196 to 2880 code for a protein of 894 amino acids. Gene Ontology annotation, molecular function: microtubule plus end polymerase activity; microtubule plus-end binding. Gene Ontology annotation, biological process: establishment or maintenance of microtubule cytoskeleton polarity; mitotic spindle organization; microtubule polymerization. The record is from RefSeq and is a predicted model, not a curated record. Gene Ontology annotation, cellular component: spindle pole; kinetochore; spindle pole body. NCBI's taxonomy places the organism in Eukaryota, Fungi, Ascomycota, Sordariomycetes, Hypocreales, Nectriaceae.
CCUUUGUUUCCUGCUUCCUGCUGCCGCUUUCACUUCACGCGACCGCCCGACUUUCUUUGUCGCCGAUACCGAUACCUUCGCCGGCGCAUUCAUCUUCUCGCCCAACUUCCCAACCCAUUCAAGAAACGUUCUCGUAACGAACGAUCCCCGCUCUCGAACUCGACAUUCGACCCUCCCUACGCCUGCACCGCGAUCAUGGCGGAGCAAGAAGAAGACUUCAGCUCUUUGCCGAUAGCUGACCGCUUCGGCCACAAGGUCUGGAAGGUCAGAAAAGCAGCCUACGAAGAUGCCGCCAAGCAGUUCUCCGUGUCAGCCUCCGAGGACGACCAGUGCUUCCGACCGUUUCUCAAUGACACCGGCCUAUGGAAGGCUGCCGUCACCGACUCCAACGUCGCCGCCCAACAGGAGGCCAUCAUUGCAUUGGGCGCCUUCCUAAAAUUCGGUGGACGAGAUCACUGCCUAAGGACACGGAAUCACACCAUUACGCCCAUGGUCGAAAAGUGUCUCUCCUCCACCAGAGCCGCUACCAAGCAGGGUGCUGUUGAGGUCCUGCUCCUCUAUAUCGAACUCGACGUCUCCGCUCCUGUCAUCGAGGAUAUUCUACCUGGAUUGGCCAACAAAGUCCCCAAGAAUGUGGCAGCGACACUACAUGCCCUCACCCAGAUUUUCCACAACUACGGCUGCAAGAUCGUCGACCCCAAGCCGGUUCUCAAGGCCCUGCCAAAGGCUUUCGGUGCCGCCGACAAGAACAUCCGAGCCGAAGCAACAGCCCUGGCUGUGGAACUGUACCGAUGGCUGCGGGAGGCCAUGAAGCCCAUGUUCUGGGGCGAACUGAAACCCACGCAGCAGACCGACUUGGAGGCCCAGUUCGAAAAGGUCAAAGCUGAGGCACCCCCAAAACAGGAGCGACUACUCCGGUCGCAGCAAGAGGCUAUUGCCAAUGCCCCGGCUGGGGGAGAAGAUGAAAUGGAGGGUGAUGACGAACCCGAGGAGGUUGAGGAGGUGGAUGCUUUUGAUCUCGCCGAGCCCCAAGAUAUCAGCAAGAAGAUCCCUCCUAACUUUAGCGAUAUGCUGGCAUCGUCAAAGUGGAAGGACCGCAAGGAGGCGGUCGAUGGCCUCCACCAGGCCCUCAGCAUUCCCCGAAUCAAGGACAGCGAUUUCAACGAAGUCAACCGAGGAUUGGCCAAGUGUAUGAAGGAUGCCAACGUAGCCGUCGUUACCCAGGCCGCGCUGUGUAUCCAGGCUUUGGCAUUGGGCCUACGGAAAGGCUACGCCAAGUACAGGACUACUGUUAUGCAACCCAUCAUGGAUCGUCUGAAGGAAAAGAAGGUAACUGUUUCUGAUGCUCUCGGUGCUGCCCUUGAUGCUGUUUUUCUGUCGACCGACCUCACCGAGUGUCUUGAGGACAUCACCACGUACCUGGUCAACAAGAACCCCCAAGUCAAGGAGGGGACUAUGAAGUUUUUGAUUCGAUGCCUGCGAACGACACGAGAUGUGCCCAGCAAGCCCGAAAUUGUCACCCUCUGCGAAGCUGGCAAGAAGCUUUUGUCCGAGUCGAGCCCCGCGCUUCGAGAUGGUGGUGCCGAAAUCCUCGGUACCAUCAUGAAGAUCAUUGGUGAACGAGGCAUGACACCUCAGCUUGAGGGUCUCGACGAUAUUCGAAAGAACAAGGUCAAGGAGUUCUUUGAGAUUGCCGAGGUCAAGGCCAAGGAGAAGCCCAAGCCGAAGCCUCCCCCACCAAAGGCAGCCCCUCCGCCCAAGAAGGUGAUGGGUGGGAAGAAGGUCGGGGCCAAGAAAGCUCCGGCAGCCGCCCCUCCCCCUGCCGAACCCCUCUCCCCUCAGCCAUCAUCUCGACCUGGUCCUGCUAGGAUUGGAAUGCCGAAACCGGGUCUUAGUGGACUGAAGGGUCCCCAGAAGCGAACCCUAGGUGGCCCCGGCGGCGCCGCUUCUCCCCGUCGGGCCCCUGGAGCUCCUGUCAUGCCUUCAGACGACGAGCCAGCACCUCCACAGCCACGCCUCGGCCUCUCCCGUGGGCUGGCCGGGCGGUCACUUGCGAAACCUGCGGCUGCCCCAGCUCAAAUGCCUCCUGCUUCACCGCCGCCGUCAAGCGGAUUGACUGCUGUGGAGCGAGCUGAGCUAGAAGAGCUCCGUGCUGCUAAUGACCGACUGACCCGCCAGGUUGAUGAAAUGAGACAGGAGCGCAGCAAGUUCAUGUCAGAGGUCCAGGAGCUCAAGAAUCAGAAUGCCGGAUUAAUCGAGGAUCACACCAGGGAUGUAUUAAGCAUCAAGGCCAAGGAAACACAACUUGUUCGCGCCCGAAGUGACGCGGAGGCUACCGAGCAGGUAAACGACCGACUGAGGCGAGAGCUGGAGCGACUUAAGAAGGCGCUGAGCCGAGCCGAAGGGUUGGGUACGUCCCCGAGUGGCAUGGGCAGUCCUCGUAAGAUAACAUCUGGUACUCAUAUCCUCGCUGAUACUGACGGGUCCUCCCAAGGUAUCACAUCACCAACUCACGAUGACGUCUACCGAGACCACAGCUCUUCUUCGGCUAAUCGCCACCGAAUGAGCAUCACGAGCUCCAUGUCAGAAGAAAAGGAGAACGGAGAGAUGAUGAACCCCCGAAGCAAACUGAGCCCUGAGAUGAGAUACGCUGGCAGUAAUCCAUCCUCAGGGCGUGGCUCUCCUGCUAGAGGCUUUAGGAGCGCAGUAUCUCACCGGGAUGACGACCACAGCUCGGGGAUGUCGCAACGGCCCAUGUCGUCGUUGCCACAGCCAGCAGGCAACGGGGUGGAGAGUUGGAGGAGAGCGGCAGAGGUGACGAGCCAGCUGAAGGCCCGAAUUGAACAGAUGAAGGCUAAGCAAGCAUACGCUCGACCUUGAGGAGGAGGAGGCGAUGAUUCUCAAUCAUAGCGAGGCACCUGGUGGGAUUUUGUGCGUCUGGACGCGUGUUGUGUGACUAUUGUUUGUCGGCUACUUGGUUGCAACGAGACGGCGUAUCUAGGGUCCGGUCCUAGUUCUGGGUGCAUUUUCACGGCGUUGAGCUC